This is a messenger RNA of Mauremys reevesii (Reeves's turtle), 951 nucleotides long. Its product is annotated as olfactory receptor 10A7-like. The record is from RefSeq and is a predicted model, not a curated record. Gene Ontology annotation, molecular function: olfactory receptor activity; G protein-coupled receptor activity. The transcript has a single exon. Gene Ontology annotation, cellular component: membrane. The coding region runs from base 1 to 951 and encodes 316 amino acids. NCBI's taxonomy places the organism in Eukaryota, Metazoa, Chordata, Testudines, Geoemydidae. Gene Ontology annotation, biological process: G protein-coupled receptor signaling pathway.
AUGAUGAACCCAAAAAAGGGAAAUCAAACGUCCGUUGCAGAAUUCAUCCUCCUGGGAUUUGGGACUCUCCCUGAACUGCAAAUCCUUCUUUUCCUGCUGUUUCUAGUGAUCUACAUUGCAACCAUGGCCGGGAACAUCCUCAUCGUGGCACUAGUUGUGACUGAUCAACACCUUCACACCCCCAUGUACUUCUUCCUGGGGAACUUGUCCUGCUUGGAGACCUGCUACACCUCGACCAUCCUGCCCAGCUUGCUGGCCAGUCUCCUGACCGAGGGCAGGACUAUUUCAUUUAGUGGGUGUAUCACACAAUAUUAUUUCUUUGCUUCUAUGGUUGCGACAGAAUGCUUUCUCUUAUUGGUGAUGUCAUAUGAUCGGUAUUUAGCCAUAGGCAAUCCAAUGCACUAUGCUGCCCAUAUGAGUGUCAGGUCUUGCCUCCAGCUUGCAGGUGGCUCUUGGACAGGUGGCUUCCUACUUAGUAGCCUAACAACAUUGUUGAUAACCCAGUUGACUUUCUGUGGACCCAAUGAUAUUGACCAUUUCUUUUGUGAUUUUAUCCCCCUGGUAAAAAUCUCCUGCAAUGAUCCUCAGAUGAUGGAAAUGUUGGCUUUAACACUCAGCUUGAUUUUCUUACUGGUCCCAUUCCUACUUACUUCGAUGUCCUACAUCUACAUCAUUGCAAUCAUCCUAAAAAUCCCUUCCAGCACCGGGAGGCAAAAGGCCUUUUCCACCUGCUCCUCCCACCUCAUUGUGGUGACCAUAUAUUAUGGAACUCUACUGAUUGCCUAUAUGUUCCCCACAACCAACAAACUGAGAGACUUCAAGAAAGUUCUCUCUGUCUUCUACACUGUCCUGACUCCCCUGGUCAAUCCCCUCAUCUACAGCCUGAGAAACAAAGAGGUCAAGGAGGCCCUGAGAAAAGCUAGCAGGAAAUCCAUGUUUGGACAAUGCUAA